Molecule: messenger RNA, 5024 nt
Organism: Dermacentor albipictus
Lineage: Eukaryota; Metazoa; Arthropoda; Arachnida; Ixodida; Ixodidae
Product: treacle protein-like
Molecular function (GO): protein dimerization activity
Source: RefSeq, a predicted model, not a curated record
GCUACCGGGGGGUGGGGGGUUGCUGAUGCUCCAAGCGCGUGUGUGCUGUGCGCGAGCUGACACGCCGUGCACCACGAAUCGUGGAGUGGUGUGCGGGCCUGUGAAAUCGUGUGCGGACGACGUCUGUGCUUCCGUCGCUACGUGGAUGUGUUGUUAAAGUAACGAAAUCGGUAGCACGCCGAACAUGAUGCGGGAACGGAACCGGGUCGCGACAGGAGACGCCGCGGGAGCGGCCGGCCGCCGAUCUCGCGCCUAGGCCUAAUGAAGUGUCGCCGCCGUCGGCUGUGUUGUGUUCGCGCGCGGCGCCUACUUUGGGAAGUCGCAGCUCACCGGACCGUUUGUACCGUGUAUGUGUGAACAGUGAGUGCAGAGAAGGGAGGCAGAGCCCAGGUUGGGCUGGGCGAUGUGGUCAGCACUGGUGUGCUCCCCUCUUGAUGGCCGUUUCUUCUCGUGCCCCCCGAGCCAGCUGCAGCACAAACGCAUAGUGGCCAGCCCCCUGGCCCCACUUGGGGUCGCAUGUACCUCGGUGGCCAUCUCACCGCACCAGAGUCUCAGGAAAGUGCCUGCCAUUCCGAGUGAACCAUCUGCCGCCCAGGGCCUGCAAGCGCCAGUGGUUGACCACAUUGUACCACCCACUGGUGUGAGCGAUUGUACCAAUAGUUUGCAGGAAGGAAUGACUGGCCUGGUGACACGCCAUUCAAACCCUGGCUCACAGGCUAAGGAGAGCGGUGCCCUGAUGGCAGGUGGUGCUGGCCGAGAGGACGACUGGCAGAUGCCGUGCCUGGAGCCCUCGCCCGAGCGCCGGUCUGUGCGUAGUGCUGCCAAGCGCUGGGGGCCCCGCUCGCCCGAGAUGCCCAUGCUUGUGCCAGCAAUAAGCAAGGGGCCUGCAGAGGAGGCUGAGGAGGUGGUGUCUAAGCAGACGACGCAGCUUCUCCUGAGCCGAUUCCAGGGAAGUGUGGAGGUGGACAGUAUUGAUGGUGUGGACUUCUUUAGUUUCUCUAGUGUGGAGGACCUCAACGAGUUUGCUCGUUCCAUGGACCAACUACUUGAAGAGCAGUAUCACGAGCCGCGCUCCCCGGACGGAUCGGCACCUUCCUCUGUGGCGCGGUCUGGGGCAGCCGACGAGGAGUGGCGUGAGUCAGACUGGACAGAGGAGCGGCAGCCUGUGGUUGUGCUUCCGCGCAAGACGACAGACAUCACCAAGAUCAAGGGGUGGCGCCGUAAGGCAUUCGGUUCAGACCAGGCAGCAGACCACACGACACGCUGGGUCAUGGACCAGAUGAAUGAACAGGCAUGGCGCCAUCAGGAUGAAGAGAAGCCAGAGCCACCUGCAUUAAUGACACGGAGGGCAGCGGCAGCAGCAGCCGCAGCUGCUGCAGCGGCGAGCGAAGGCCAGCGCUCGGCAUCAAACCAGGCAGUACCAAAGCCUGAAGCAAGGAGCAUGAUGGUUGAAGUUAAGCAGGAGAACUUGCAAGCGCCUGAGGCGUCGAUGUCCAAGGGUGUGCGCUGUGCCUUCCUGAGCUCCAAGUUGGACGAGUUCCUGCAGCACCAGUCGGAGCUGCGAGUGGGCCAGCUGGCGCAGCUUAACCCCAACAUUGUGCCGCUGCCUGAGGGGCAGGGAGUGCUUGCACUCAGCAACCCAGUCCUUGCAUGUCAGCCCCCUGAGGCGGCAUCCAGGCAGGUGGGCCCGACCAGGGAGAUGACAGCUCGUCCGUCACGACGUUAUGUCAGGCCACGGGCUGCAGAGAAUGGGCGCACAGAUGGUGUUGCACGGACCGAGCACUGGAAGACAAGUGCGUCUGCUGCUGUUCGGCGUCGGCGUCAGAGCAGUGCGACCACUGACAAAGCAGCAGAGGAACUGGAGGCACCUUCCCCGUCUCCAUCCAAACCUGCUGCUGCUGCAACAGUUGCACCCUCUUUGCCCAAGCCUCCGGCGAAGCGUGCAAAGACAGACGCAGAGGAAGAUGCGCCUUUCCUGGCGAUGACAAGCCGCAGGUUACGUGGUGGCCAGGUGGCACAAGAUUCUUCAUCAAACAAGGCUGUUGUUGCACCUAAGGAGGUGCCCAAAAAGAAGGAGCCCUCUACUCCAAAGGAACCCCCUAAGAAGAAGGAGUGCGCUGCUGCCGAGACACCCCCAAAACCCACUAGUACGGCAGCCACAAAGAAACCGGCUGCAGCUACGCACCCGUCUCCUGAGGAGCCGCUGCCUUACGGCUCCUACGAGGACAGCGGCGACUACCCGCUGGUGCCGGAGACGCCGCUUACCAGCGAGCAGAAGCGCCUGCUCCAGGCGCUGCUUGCAAGCACCCAGUGUAGCCGCCCGCUCACAGUUGCGUUGCCUGUGGAGCCUUGCUUUUUAUGCCCGCAAUUGGACCAGCAGGAUGCUCUUGCUGCUGCACGAGCACUUUCGCCAGCUGAUGGUGGCACGCCUCAGAAAACAUCAGCCACCUCUGGCAAGCUGGGGACUCCUUCACCGGCCACUGCUGGGCAGAAAGCGGCACAAGCAGUGAGACCAACCAGUCAUGCAGCCAGUGCGCAGAAGGGAGCAGACGUGGCGAAGAAGGUUGGAUCUGUGGUUCAGGAAGCAACGACAAAGGAGAGCACUGCAGAGACAUCCAAAACCCCUCGCAAGCCCAAAGUAAAGUCACUCCCCAGCCCCAUAAUCCCAGCUUCGCCCACCGAGUCUGCACAGAGCACCCGCAGCCGUCGGCCAAUCCGACUUCCUGCUCGCUUCCAAGACUCAGCGUUGUACUUCUCGCCCAACGGGGACUUGUUUGACAUUUCAUCGCCACCUAUGUCACCCCGGCGAGGCCGUCCGAGCACAGCUAGCAGCUCAAAGAUUGCCCAGCAACCACCACGGCCUCCGCCACCCCCUGUGGCAACCGUCCAGCCAGAUACAGUGCAAUUGUCUUCUUCAUCCUCUUCAUCUUGGUGUGUUUCAUCUUCGUCAUCAUCAUCUUCGACACCUUCGUCAUCACGCUCAUCAUCUCCUUGUGGCAGUGGCUGUGAAGCUGCCGCAUCUGCGCAGGCCUCCAGUAGAAAGGACGGCGAAGGCUCACAGGGUUUCCUUGUCAAUGGUGGCCGGACUCUGAAGCAACUGACACGCCUCAAGACUGAUGGCUUUGUGAGCUUGAAUUCCAUCCAAGACUCCUCCCAGGCUUCCUCAACACCUGAUGGCUCUGUUGAUGUCAACAUAGAUUCUUUGUCUGACUCGGAUGAGGAGUUGUCUGUGGGUGAAGAGCCUCGUGUUAAGGACGUGGAGAACUCAAUGCAGAUCAAGGCCUGCCGUGAACGAAUUCGACGGCAGCAGAUGCAGAACCUGUUAAUGGAGCUUCAGAAUGUUGUCUUUAGAACGCCCUCCACAAAGCCUGUGUCCAAAGUGUCUGUCCUGUCACAGGCCAACCAGUACCUCCGCUGCCUGAGGGUUUUGUCAGCACACCUGCAUGAAGAGAAGCGUUGGUUGAAGCGUCGUCGGGCAGCCCUCGAAUCGUGCUUGCAGGCCAGCCGCCUGGGCAAGCAGCCCCCGCCGUGGCCACAGGUUGAGCCCCAGCCGGCUCCACUGCCCAUCGCUGUUCGUGAAGUGUGUGACCUGAGUGAUUCCACUGUGCCUCCCAUCCGGGAGGCGACCGAUGAUUUGGUCAACGGCGGCAGUGUUCCUACUUCACUUUCUGCGUUGCCAGCAAAAAGUAAAAAGAAUGGGAGUUCCACUGCCAGCAAACAACAGCAUGGGAAAAAGAAGCUUUCUUCUGAGUCGGGUGCAGAGAAAACUUCAAAACACAAGUCGAAAGCUCCGCCGCCACAAAAGGUUCUGGACAAAGCUACCAAAACAACUGCCCCAACAAAGCUAGAGGCAGUUACAUGUGAGGAGGGUGACAUGGAGACGACAACAACUGGGAGUGAUGACUCAGCAGCCAUCACCUACAGGCUGAAUGAUGGCCACAUUGGCGCCUUACGCAGUAUUCCAACACCCACGGACACGCCCAGGAAGUACACACUGUACCCUGCAAAAGGCACCGUGCUGGGGGACCUUUCAAAGGUUGCUGCUGCAGCGCAACACAUCAUUGGGCCCUGUGUCAUCAAGCGGGUCAAGCUGCGUUCUGGCCAGACUGUGUUUAUCUAUCGGCAACCAUCACAAGGUGUUACACCUACAGCAGACGACGCACCCACACCAGGUGGGGCAACUGCAGCACAAGACAGCCCUAGUGGUGGUGCAGGAGAUAAAGACCAGCCUCUUUCAUCAGGAGCGUUGGCAGCAUUGAACGAUGCGGAGGUGUCUACGUUGCAGCUAGCAGAACCCUCUUCAUUGCCUGAGCCAGUCUUGCCACCCAGCCCGGACGAUGAAAUGCCAGAUGUGGGGUGUGCUGACGAUAGUCAGGACAGCUCACUGCAAGGUGUUGGGGGACAAGACCAAGUUUCUCAUGAGGACAAUAUGGAUGAUAAUGAGGGUGAUUUAGGAGACACUUCGGAGUGGAUCUCAGGUGAUGGUGACACUUGCAUUGUAAUGAAACUGCCAGUGAGCUCUGACGAGGAAGAAUCUUCAUCCGAUGAGUCGUAGCAUCAGUUGUGUUUGUUGUGUUUGGACACCUGCAGUGUGUGAGUGAGUGUGUGAGCUUCUUGCUUGGGGAGAACUGCAUCGCGCCAAAGAACAACUCUAACCUUCCCUCCUUGUUUGGGACUUAAGUGAUAAGCCUGCUGACAUGGCCAAAACUCUCACAAUGGUGUGCCCUGGCUUCUGCUCUUCCAGCCAAGCUGUGCCACCUCAGCUACAAGCUGUGCUCAAUCUGGGAUUGGUGAGAGCGAACAGUGGUGGGCAUUUGUAGACAUUCGUUUCUUCGCAUUUUGUGUUCCUGUGUCUGUGCACUCCUUGUGGAGAAAGUGGUGUUGCCACCUGGAGGGCUUUCAGCCGCAGAAGAUAAAACCGAGUCAAGAGAACUGAGCAGUGGAGAAACAGUGAUCUUUUUCUUGUAAAUAUAUAUGUUUCUUGUGUGUAAAUCAUCAUGCAAUUAAAGUAACUCGGAAGUCCC